AUGGAGCUUGACAAUCACACCAUCAAUAGUGAUUUCAUUCUUUUGGGACUGUUCUCUUCUUCACAGACCAGUCUAGUCUUUUUCUCAUUGAUAUUUUUCAUUUUUAUUAUGAGCAUAAUAGAAAAUUCCCUCAUGAUCCUCCUAAUCCGCAGGGACCCUCGACUGCAUACCCCAAUGUACUUCCUGCUCAGCCAUCUCUCCUUCAUGGAUAUCCUGCACAUUUCCAACAUUGUGCCUAAAAUGAUCGCUGACUUUCUGUCAGGCAGCAGAACCAUUUCCUUUGCAGGCUGUGCCUUCCAGAUAUUUCUGUCCCUCACAUUGCUAGGUGGUGAGUGCCUUCUCCUGGCAGCCAUGUCUUAUGAUCGCUAUGUGGCCAUUUGCCACCCACUUCGGUACCCUGUGCUGAUGAGGGAGAACUCCAGUGGGCUCAUGGCUGCAGGAUCCUGGCUCGUGGGAAUCUCCAACUCCAUAGUCCACACAGCUCUUGUGCUGCAUUUUCCCUACUGUCACUCUAGGGCCAUUGAUCACUUUUUCUGUGAAAUCCCCGCCAUGUUGAAAUUGUCCUGUGUAGACACAUCACACUAUGAACGAGGAGUUAACAUAAGCUCAGGUACUAGAACAAUUGGAACCUAG
Messenger RNA from Nannospalax galili (Upper Galilee mountains blind mole rat), 633 nucleotides. RefSeq names its product olfactory receptor 2AJ1-like. Gene Ontology annotation, molecular function: G protein-coupled receptor activity; olfactory receptor activity. Gene Ontology annotation, biological process: G protein-coupled receptor signaling pathway. The transcript is spliced from 2 exons. Bases 1 to 633 code for a protein of 210 amino acids. Gene Ontology annotation, cellular component: membrane. The record is from RefSeq and is a predicted model, not a curated record. Lineage: Eukaryota; Metazoa; Chordata; Mammalia; Rodentia; Spalacidae.